Messenger RNA from Necator americanus (New World hookworm), 1644 nucleotides. RefSeq lists its product as uncharacterized. The transcript has 14 exons. The coding region runs from base 1 to 1644 and encodes 547 amino acids. The record is from RefSeq and is a predicted model, not a curated record. Lineage: Eukaryota; Metazoa; Nematoda; Chromadorea; Rhabditida; Ancylostomatidae.
AUGAAAGGAUUGUUGGUGUUGGUGUUAUUGCGUACGGUACGAUCCUGUGUACAACCACCGUCUCCAUCGCACCCGAAUAUCGUGAUAUUAAUGGUUGACGACUUGGGUUUUGGAGACAUUGCAUCCUAUGGACAUCCGACACAAGAACACACAUCCCUCGAUCGAAUGGCGAAUGAAGGCACAAGAUUCACACAGGCCUAUUCGGCGGAUAGUAUGUGUAGCCCAAGUAGAGCCGGAAUGAUGACCGGACGACUUCCGAUUCGUCUUGGAGUGACCGGUGGACGUCGAGUAUUCAUGCCUUAUGAUAUUGGUGGUCUCCCGAAACAUGAAACCACUAUGGCUGAAAUGUUGAAAGAAGCAGGUUACGUAACUGGAAUGGUUGGGAAAUGGCAUCUAGGUAUUAACGAACAUAAUCGCACGGAUGGUGCCCACCUGCCAUCACGAAGAGGAUUUGAUUUUGUCGGUCUUAAUUUACCGUUCACUAACGCAUGGCAAUGUGAUACGACACAGGAAUACUAUACAAAUGGACCGGAUCCUUCAAUGUGUUUUCUAUACGAUGGCGAUGAAAUCGUUCAACAACCAAUACGUUUUGAAUGGAUGACGGAAAAUCUUGUGCACGACUGGAGACGAUUUUUACGAAUGAGAAUGCAGCUAGAUCAAAAGGAACGACCUUUUUUCUUCUACUUCUCCUUUCCUCAAGUGCACAGCACACAAUUUGCGAGUCCUAAUUUUCUUGGGACAUCUGUUCGAGGAAUUUAUGGCGAUUCAAUCAAUGAAAUGUCAUGGGCAGUUAGCCAGGUUCUGGAUAGUCUUGUGAACGCAGGGAUCGCCGAGAACACACUCGUAAUUCUUAUGUCGGAUCAUGGACCACAUAUUGAACUGUGCUUAAAUGGUGGUUCUACGGCUGGCCUUAAGGGCGGAAAAUCCAACUCAUACGAAGGAGGAUUUCGUAUUCCUUUUAUCGCAUGGCAACCUGGAACUGUAAAGGCAGGACGAGUCUCUAAUGAAGUCAUUUCAAGCAUGGAUCUUUACCGUACAUUCCGGGAUAUGCAGAACUGCAAGUUCCAGGCUAAACCACAGCUGCAUCUAGAUGGAACGAAUAUACUGGAUGAACUUCUCGGAAUAAGUGAUGAACCACCUGGAUAUUUGGGAAGGAGAAGACCGAUCAUCUAUUAUUGCAACACAAAACUAAUGGCAGUUCGAAUUGGAAACAUAAAGAUACACUACAAAACUUCACCAAUUUUCCUAAACAAUUCGAUUGAUCCAAAUCUUUCCCACUUUUGUCCCAAUGGGAAGCCAAGAGCAGACUGGUACGUGUCCCAAGUUUGUCCAGACGAACAUCUAACAGUGCACAAUCCACCACUUGUUUUCAACUUGAUCAAAGAUCCGUACGAGCGCUUUGCUCUUGAAGGAAGCGAUUUCGUUCUUCAGAUGAGAUCUCUUGCCGCUGAAGUUCUACGAAAUCAUCGUGAAACGUUGAUUCCAGUAACGAGUCAACUUGGUCAUUUUGAUAAAACCCUAACACCAUGUUGUGAUCCACCGAUGUGCCGAUGUGAUAAGAUUUCUAACCGACGAGAAGUACCACAUCAGGAAUCGUUAUUAGAACAAUCGUCUGAAGUUGAAUUCAUAAGAAAAAUACUGUAG